This is a messenger RNA of Pseudogymnoascus verrucosus, 1264 nucleotides long. RefSeq lists its product as uncharacterized. The transcript is spliced from 3 exons. Bases 336 to 1133 code for a protein of 265 amino acids. The record is from RefSeq and is a predicted model, not a curated record. Lineage: Eukaryota; Fungi; Ascomycota; Leotiomycetes; Thelebolales; Thelebolaceae.
GCAAGACUUGUGUCUCUGUGCCUAUCGGCACCGCGAGGGCAGUAAUGAAGGAUUUCAAACCAUGCCGUCCCCCUGAAUAGCUCGAUGGGCCGCCACCACCAGCGGCUUCUACCCCAGGAGACCCAAGUGGGGGUCUAUUUGGCCUUGGUCGAGCUUUCCUGUCAGUGAUAGACAUCUCUACCUUGGCUAUCUCCUCCAUCGGAACUCUUCUCUCUUUUCGCCUCAUUUCUCAAACGUCGCCCUACAGCCACUCUCCCCAUAUGAGAAUCCAUCAGCCAUUAUCCAAAGCGUGACCGUGCGAUUACACGCCAGGAAUCCGUAUAUGAGAAGUCGCCAUGGCCCGGAAUGAAUACCCCGAAAGCGAAGGCCUGCAGGUCGUCCCCGCGCACGAAGGGCUUCAGGUGGUGCCGCCGCAACCAGGUCUAGAGGUUGCGCACAGCAGUGGGGUAGAAAAAUUAGAAAAGGGAGGAGAUCCGGCAUACCAAGGCAUCGAGGUUGCUCCUGGUGGUGGAUUAGAGAGCGCCCAGCCGGCUCAUCGUAAAGGAACCGCAACAUACUGCGGGUUGAGGAAGCGCACGUUCGCUAUCGCUGCUGGCAUCAUACUGGUGGCUGUCAUUGUGGCCGCGGUCGUUGGCGGAGUUGUUGGGUCGAAACAUUCGACAAGCAACAAGAAUGUCGACAACCCUGCCGUCUCCGGAUCAUCAAGCAGUGGCACUUCUCCCACAAAGACAGCUUCCCACACAACAACAACACAACCUCAUUCAACGACUACCUCUUCCACUGGCCCCGUCCCAACCACCGCUUUGCCUCUAGAUUGCCCCGCCAUAAACGGCACCUCCCGCGCCAUCAAAAGCUCCAACACCGGGACUGCCUUCAACUUCGACCUCUACUGCGAAACCAACUUCGCCCCCGGCAAGGACACUGGGGGAAUAAACGCUACCAGCCUCGACGGCUGCGUCCAGGGCUGUAUCAACCUGAUAGAACUCGGGGCUCCAUGCGUGGGUGUCGUUUGGGACUCGGUGUUGAACCUAGCCAUAGGGCAUAAUUGCUUCUUCAAGGAUAGCACGGAGGGGGGGCUUCUGAUUAGUAAAUCUUAUAAAACGCACCCGGCAGCAGCGACACUGGUCACGUAGUGGGGGACUUAUACCUGGGGAUGCCUAUCCAACGCAUCCGGCGGCGGUGAUAUGGAGCACUAAAGGAGUAGCUUAAUAAUGAUAUAUUAGCGUUCGAAUACCAUUUUAUGAAUUUAGAAAAUCAGUUCACG